Molecule: messenger RNA, 3370 nt
Organism: Sebastes umbrosus (honeycomb rockfish)
Lineage: Eukaryota; Metazoa; Chordata; Actinopteri; Perciformes; Sebastidae
Product: serine/threonine-protein phosphatase with EF-hands 2-like
Exons: 19
Coding region: 257-2431 (724 amino acids)
Biological process (GO): negative regulation of MAPK cascade; detection of stimulus involved in sensory perception
Cellular component (GO): cytosol; nucleus
Molecular function (GO): iron ion binding; calcium ion binding; Hsp90 protein binding
Source: RefSeq, a predicted model, not a curated record
UGUGUUUGUGAUGGAUGAGAGUGUGUAGCAGCAGAGAGGGGACAUACAUUUACAACACUACAGUCACUGGAACCUAUGCUGCUGUGCCUGGGAAAUGGAAAAGUCUAAGUGGUAACGCAUGCGACAUUUCUGCUUUUUAUUUGUGACAGUGCGACUGGCCAGUUUGUAGAAAAACAUUACAAGAUUUCUUCAAAAGGUGCAGAAGAUGAGAGGGGAGGUAAUGAAAGAACGCGACCAGUGAAAACAGCAAAGGGUCAUGGGAUGUGCUAUGGGAAAAUCUGAACUACAGCUGAAGAAACGAGACAGAGUGACCAUCUCAGUUCCAGCUGCCACUGCAAUCAGAGCGGCUCUGUUGAUCCAGCGUUGGUACCGUCAGUAUGUUGCCCGGCUGGAGGUGAGACGCAGGUGCACAUGGAACAUCUUCCAGUCUAUUGAAUAUGCAGGAGAGCAAGACCAGAUCAAGCUCUACAAUUUUUUUGGCUUCCUGAUGGACCACUUCACCCCAGCCAGCAGUGAAAGAAACCUAAUAUCUCACAUCUUUCGUGAGAAUGAAAUCUGUCGUGACACAGAAUGGGAGAGAUAUUUUUGCUACAAGAGCAUUGAGGUAAGCGAUAGCUACACCGGCCCCCAUCUGACCUUCCCCAUGACCUUCUGUGGGGUGUCGAAGCUGGUCGAGGCCUUCAAGCACAAACAACAGCUUCAUGCUCGAUAUGUUCUGCAACUUCUUGGAGAGACUUGGAGACUUCUAAGAAUUCUUCCAAACAUCAGUAAAGUGUCUGCAUGCCACACCAAGCAGAUUACCAUAUGCGGAGAUUUACAUGGCCACCUUGAAGACCUGCUGUUGAUAUUCUAUAAGAAUGGUUUACCGUCCUCCGAGAAACCGUAUGUCUUCAACGGAGACUUUGUGGAUCGUGGUAAACACUCCUUAGAGAUCCUGCUCAUCCUGUUUGGUUUCCUGCUGGUCUAUCCCAAUGAUGUUCAUCUGAACAGAGGCAACCAUGAGGACCACAUUGUUAACCUGAGAUAUGGUUUCACUAAAGAAGUUUUGGGAAAAUAUAGGAUGCAUGGCAAGAAGAUCCUAAAGCUUCUCCAGAAGAUUUUCAGCUGGCUGCCUCUAGCCACCGUGAUUGAUAACAAGGUGCUGAUCGUGCAUGGUGGGAUCUCUGACGCGACAGACCUCGACACGAUAGCCAGAGCGGACAGACACAGAUAUGUGUCGGUUCUCAGGCCUCCUAAGCCGACCCAUCGUGUAGUAAAUGGCAGUAGGACUCAGACGAUGAACAACAGGAACGGGGAGGCCGUUGGACCAGUGGACGGCCGGCGUCGAGUGUGUUCUCUGACUCACCCUGGCUCGGCCCCGGCUCUCAGGCACGACCUCCCGCGGCGAUCGCUCCACAACGCACCCAUGAGCAGCAACUGGUCGGUGGAAGAGGAGCUGAAAAGGAGGCGCAGACAGGCUGGGUUUGACCAGUCCUACGGAGAACUGAAGAAGUCUGAUUCUGACUCAGACCCGGAUUCUGGAGAAACAACAGAGACAGAUGUGGAUGAGUGGAAACAAAUAGUGGACGUGUUGUGGAGUGACCCAAUGCCACAAAAUGGCUGCAUUCCCAAUGAGGUGCGAGGCGGAGGCUGCUACUGGGGGCCAGAUGUCACUGAGGAAGUGCUGGGAAGACACAACCUCCAGCUACUCAUCCGGUCCCAUGAGUGCAAACAGGAGGGCUAUGAGUUCUGCCACAACCGCAAGGUGCUGACUAUAUUUUCAGCGUCUAACUACUACGAGGUGGGCAGCAACAGAGGAGCGUACAUCAGAAUGGGACCCGAUCUGGUCCCCCACUUCAUUCAGUAUCAGGCCAGCAGGACAUCCAUAGAGCUCAGCCUGAGACAGAGUGUCGGGUGGACAGAGAGAUCGGCUCUGCGAGCUCUGAGGGAGCAACUGUUUGUACAUAAGUCGGAUCUCAUCAGUGCCUUCCAGGAGUUUGAUCCAAACCACAAAGGGAUGAUCUCUCUAAGGAACUGGGCCAGUGCCACUGAGAGAGUACUGAAUCUGGGUCUGCCCUGGAGGGUGCUGCGCCCUCAGCUUGUCAGCAGCACCCAGUAUGGCAUGGUGGACUACCAGCUGUGGAUAAGGGAGCUCUCCAUCAACGAGCCCAAACUAGAGAUCUCAGAUAACAGCAUCCUGGAGACGAUGUACAAAAACCACUCCAACCUGGAAACCAUCUUCCGAAUUAUAGACACAGAUCACUCAGGUUUGAUCUCUUUCGAGGAGUUUCGUCAGACCUGGAAACUCCUGAGCUCUCAUCUUAAGACGGAGAUCAGUGACGAGGCCAUCGCAGACCUGGCCCAGAGCAUCGACUUCAACAAGGACGGGAGCAUCGAUAUCAAUGAGUUCAUGGAGGCUUUCCGGCUGGUGGACAUCUCUGCACACACCUGAGAGCCUGGACCAGGAGCUGUCGCUGUACCUGCUGCAUAGAGAACACCCAGAACAGUUUUGGAUAGACUUGUUCAACUGGAUACACGUCUGUGGAAAAAAAUGUAUAGUAGUAUCACAUCCAUUUGACCUUUGCGGAUCAAACUAGAUCUUUUCUACCUCUUAGAUUUUUUUUUUUACCUUUUUUUAUUUACGUUUAUUUAAGAAGUUGGUGUAUCUUAAGGAUUUAUGUGUGUAACUUAUAUGCUUAGUUAUGCAUAAAAAACAUCAAACACACAAUACAUGUUGUCUUUCCCUUUCAUGUCAUCACACUGUUGACAAUGUUUGGCUCAAAGAAGUCAGGAAUUAAAGGAACCCUACGGAUUUUACACAUUAAAAAGUGUGUUUACAGGACUUGGGGAGUACCACUGCUUAUAUGAAAUAAGUUGUAUAAAGCCUUUUGUGGCGCAAAGUCUAAUAAAUGUCCUUAAGUGAUGUCACUUGACUCAGCAUUGGUUGGAGUUGAAGACUAAUCGGGAGGUGUGGAGUUAGAAAGAAGAGAGCUUACCAGACCUCUGUUGCCCGCUCCUCAUUUCUAGCAGCUCAAGGCUAUAUUUGCCACUACUAGCAAAUAACUAUAACACACCCAAAUCUCUGAUCUGUCAGCGGUCCAGGAAGAAGUGGAAUAAAAUAAACAAUAUGUCUGGUUCUUCUGCAUCGAUUUUGAUCUUUUAUUUCUCCCCCCUGGCCACCGCAAGUCAAUGUUAUAGGGGUACAAUGCUGAAUUGAUGGCAUAAAGGGGAAAAGAGUGUUAUACUGAGACAAAGAAAACUCUGUAGAGUUAGUGCUAAAUUGAGUACAAGUAAAGACAGGACUGUGGACCUGGAUUUGCUAAUAAACUCAUGAAUAUUUAGUCCACAGGGUUUCUGUUUGAAUUUGAUUCUAGACAUCAUGGAGCUUUAU